Molecule: messenger RNA, 396 nt
Organism: Saprolegnia parasitica CBS 223.65
Lineage: Eukaryota; Oomycota; Saprolegniomycetes; Saprolegniales; Saprolegniaceae
Exons: 1
Coding region: 1-396 (131 amino acids)
Biological process (GO): Fas signaling pathway; extrinsic apoptotic signaling pathway via death domain receptors
Cellular component (GO): PML body; mitochondrion
Molecular function (GO): transcription corepressor activity
Source: RefSeq, a predicted model, not a curated record
AUGGCCGACGAGGACCUGUACGGCGACCUCGACACGUCCGUGACGGGCCUCAGCAGCGUGCACCUCAAGACACAGCUGCACGAGAUCACGGCCAAGUACGAAGCGCUGCUCAAGGAGGCCGGCAACCUCCAGCAUGUCAACGCGCAGCUCGGCGAGCGCAACCAGGUGCUCGAGCGCAACAUAUCUCUACUCUUUGCUACCGCGCAGACCGAGAUUGGCCGCAAGGACAAGGCGAUCCAGGCACUUCGCGACGAAUUGCAGCACGCACAAGAGAAGGCGAUGCGCCAAGCAGAUCGCAGCCGUCCGUCCAACUACGAUGCGCGGGCCCGCGACCACCGGCCACCAAGUGCGAGCAGCCGACCGUGCGCACGUGACUCCCGCGACUACCACCGCUAG